Molecule: messenger RNA, 279 nt
Organism: Iphiclides podalirius (scarce swallowtail)
Lineage: Eukaryota; Metazoa; Arthropoda; Insecta; Lepidoptera; Papilionidae
Source: the annotation of a GenBank genome assembly
AUGCAAAGAGCUUUUGGUGUUGGCCAACAAGUAAAUAGUGCCGUUAAACCAUUACCUGGGACCCCGCAGAACAAAAUCCUGGUCGAGGAAGGAAUACUUAUGCUCGGUUAUCAGAGUCCGACCACCUCAAGCAUGGUGGUUGGUCUCUGUGAAGGCCUCGUAAAGGCCAACAAUGAACUAUCCAACCAAAAUAAAGAGAUCGUGCUUCAGGGCGGUAUGUGGGUUAGGCUUAUGUUCAGCAGUGGACUCAAAGAGUGCGAAAUUACGAUGAUGAUGAUA